Conger conger (European conger) is the source of this 3381-nucleotide messenger RNA. RefSeq names its product ST18 C2H2C-type zinc finger transcription factor (gene st18). Gene Ontology annotation, cellular component: nucleus. The record is from RefSeq and is a predicted model, not a curated record. The transcript has 21 exons. The coding region runs from base 102 to 3188 and encodes 1028 amino acids. Gene Ontology annotation, biological process: regulation of transcription by RNA polymerase II. Gene Ontology annotation, molecular function: zinc ion binding; DNA-binding transcription factor activity, RNA polymerase II-specific; RNA polymerase II cis-regulatory region sequence-specific DNA binding. NCBI's taxonomy places the organism in Eukaryota, Metazoa, Chordata, Actinopteri, Anguilliformes, Congridae.
UUCACACUCACCUUCUGAAGCGAGUAAAGAGUUGCGCGUACAUCGACCAGUGCGGCCUGUGUGAAGCAUCUUGUGUAUUACCGUGUGUACAUCAAGAGAAGAUGGAAUCAGAAGGUGAGGAGAGCAGGGUCCAAGCAUGCAAGACCAGUAAGGUUCCAGUUGACUGUAUAGCAGAGUCUCUCAGCGCUUACGGGUCAGCGACGGCGGUGGUGGCCGUGGCGACGGGGAGGAAGAGGAGCGCGGGGGACGGACCGAACGGGGCCCCCGUCAACAAGAGGAAGUCCCUGCUGAUGAAGCCACGGCACUACAGCCCCAGCGAGGAGGAGCGCGAGGAGGAGCGCGAGGAGGCGCGUGAGUGGAGCGAGGACCUGGCACCGGCGCAGGACAAAGAGGAGCCCAGGAGCGCACACACUCCAGCAGAAGGAAGCUUGAAUAAGCCGGGUGAGGCCAUCUCCAGUGACUACCACGAGGCGCUAUCGGAGAGCCACGAUGUCCUAGAAUGGCACAGGGACGUGGGUGAGGAGCACCCUGCUGACGAGGCAGACGUUUGCAGCGCCCCGGCAGACGGGCGGGGGGGGGAGGGGGGGGAGGGUGCCAGGGAGCAGGGGGACGACGGCCAGGCGGCGGUGCGGCUGCCGGGCGUGUCUUACCGCUCGCCCCGGCACAGGGAGCCCGGCAGCGAGGGCAGGAAGGGCCCCUGGGACGACACGGCCCUCGCUAACGGCGUCUGCGUCAGCCCCCCCGGCGCCGGCGUGGAGGUGUGCGGGUGGAGGCCGGCCGGGGGCCCCUGCGACGGGGACGAGCCGGACACGGGCCCCGAGGGCUUCCUGAGCCGGGCUCGCGCCUUCCAGGCUGAGGAGCUGCGCUACAGGAGGGACUCCGGCCACAGCGAGGAGGAGGGGGAGGCCCUGGGGCGCGAGGCCUGGGCCGGGGCGCUCUGCGACCGGCAGCCCGACAUGGACAAGGCCCGGAUGAACCUCAGCCUCCUGGAGCAGGCCAUGGUGCUGCAGUCGGAGCAGAGGCAGGUCCUCCAUCACGCCUACAAGGAGAUGGACCGCUUCCUCCUGGAGCAGAUGAGCAACGAGAGGAGGCAGCACCAGAGGCUGCAGGACAUGGAGGUCCGGAGCGGCUAUAACGGAUGCAAAGACUCUCCACGGUCUGACAAGAAGGACAUCAAAUGUCCCACGCCUGGCUGCGACGGAACGGGGCACGUGACUGGACUGUACCCGCACCACAGAAGUCUGUCCGGAUGUCCGCACAAAGUGCGCGUUCCCCCUGAGAUUCUGGCCAUGCAUGAGAACGUGCUGAAGUGCCCCACGCCAGGCUGCACAGGAAGGGGCCAUGUCAACAGCAACCGCAGCACACACAGAAGCCUGUCGGGAUGCCCUAUCGCUGCUGCGGGGAAGAUCACAAAACCUCCAGAGGAGGUGUCACUGUGUGGACAGGUUUCUGACCGCCUCUCCAGACCGCCAACCCUGAUGAAGAAGUUUGAGUUCAACCAGUAUAACUACAGGUUUGGCCACCCUGUUAGCGCUCUGCAGGCAAACCUUGCCAAGGACCUGGACAAGUACGGCAAGAUCCGCUUCGACUACGCCAGCUUCGACGCACAGGUCUUCGGCAAACAGCCCUCCGUGCCUGCCUGCCAGGACCAAGACAUCUCCCGCUUCUCUGACCAAACUCUGCAGUACCCCUGCCUCAUGACCCCGGGUGGUCAGCUGACCAUGCCCCGUGGGCACAGCCCUGGUCACUACAACCCGACGAACGAGGAGCUCCAAGCCUCCGUCGCCACGGCAGCCAUCCUCAACCUGUCCACGCGCUACCGCGGCAACGCGGACGCCAUGGCUGCCAGGCCCCUGGGCCCCUCCACAAAGGAUGUGCUGAUAGAGGUGGAUGAGAACGGCACGCUGGACCUGAGCAUGAAGAAGAACCGCGAGAACGCCAAAGCUGGGCCGACGCUGCCUUCCGGAGAAGCCCUGACUCCGCCCUCCCAGUCGGCCAGCUUACGCAUCACGCCCUCCUUCUACCAGGCUCUGUGCGAGCAGGACGGCUGGGACACGCCCCUCAACUUCAGCAAAGCACACACCCUGCAGGACAAAGAGAAAGACAACAUGGAGCAUUCAGUCUCUGAGGACAGGAAGUGCCCAGGAGAUGUCACCAUGUCCAGUCCCAAGAACAAGAUGCUUGCCAGAGACCCGAAGAAAGAACUGAUGAGCUGUCCGACUCCAGGCUGCGAUGGGAGUGGUCAUGUGACAGGAAAUUAUGCUUCACAUCGAAGUGUUUCUGGUUGUCCAUUGGCUGACAAGACUCUCAAGUCAUUGAUGGCUGCCAAUUCUCAGGAACUCAAGUGCCCAACACCUGGUUGUGACGGGUCCGGUCAUGUGACUGGAAACUAUGCCUCUCACAGGAGUUUGUCAGGUUGCCCACGUGCCAGGAAAGGAGGCUUGAAGCUCACACCAAACAAGGAGGAGAAGGAUGAGCAGGACAUUAAGUGUCCGGUGAUUGGGUGCGACGGCCAGGGGCACGUUUCGGGUAAAUACACCUCGCACCGCAGUGCUGGGAGCUGCCCCAUCGCUGCCAAGAGACAGAAGGAAAGCUCUAUUAAUGGAUCCACCUUCUCCUGGAAAGUCUGCAAACAGGAGCUGCCCCACUGUCCACUGCCCGGCUGUAAUGGACUGGGUCACGCCAAUAACGUGUUUGUCACUCACCGAAGUUUGUCUGGGUGCCCACUGAAUGCCCAAACUAUAAAGAAGAAGCUAUCAGGAGAUGAGAUGAUGACCAUUAAACUGAAAGCAAGCAGCGGCAUAGAAAGCAGUGAGGACAUGCAGCACUUGGACAACGAGAUAAAGGAACUGAACGAGUCCAACCUGAAGAUCGAGGCGGACAUGAUGCAGCUGCAGACGCAGAUAUCGUCGAUGGAGUGCAACCUGAAGACGAUCGAGGAAGAGAACAAGAUGAUCGAGCAGCACAACGACAGCCUUCUGAAGGAGCUGGCUCGUUUGAGUCAGGCUCUCAUCAACAGCCUCACUGACAUCCAGCUCCCCCAAAUGGGACCGAUAAGUGAGCACAACUUCGAAGCUUACGUGAACACGUUGACGGACAUGUACAACAACUCAGAACACGACUAUUCUCCUGAAUGUAAGGCUCUUUUGGAAAGCAUCAAACAAGCAGUGAAGGGCAUUCACGUGUGAGCGUGCGUUAUCUCUGCGGUAGGAGAACGGGAUAGACCCUCAUGGGAAUGUCUGAUUCGGUUGUAUGUCCCAGAAAAGACUUUUGAGACCGCUUUUCCGUUUCACAGCGUACACAUUGCACUGAAGAAAAAAAAUAUCAUACCAAUACCAGCCGUGAUAGGAUGUGGAAUUUAAAAAACAAAUAAUAUAUUUC